UGUGUUUGGUUGACCAAAAUAAAAUACCCCAAUCAGGCUCUCACAGAGACAAGUAGGAGGAAGGGAUUGAAGUAGUGUGACAGAAGAGAAAGAGAAGAGUGCCGGAUCCCUCCACGUUAUAAACCAGAACCGUUGAGUGGCCUACCUACCCACUUUUGAGCCCAUCCAGAGUGGACAACAGUGGGUCGUGAUGUGGAUGUUCACUUCCCCGAGAAAGGCACGGGUGGCGUCUGCGUUGUCCCUAGGAACAGGAGAUGAGACAACCCGAUGUUGCGAGCCCGUCGUCGAUAACCACAAGGUGACCUUUGAGCAGGAAGAACUGGAGAUCUGUCUCUGCUAUGCCUUCGGAAAGUCAGAUGCUCGAAAUCUCUGCUCAUUUUCCGGGCCGGUGAUUCGGGAUCAGAAGCUUAAUGCUCCCCCUACGUCAUAUUCACAUCGGUCCGGCAAGACGUCAAUGUGGGCGCAUUCCGCCCACCCAAACCAGCACGAAAGCGCUGAAUCUCGCGGCCCUAAACCUGUUAUCCCAUCACGCAGGAGGCAAACCCAACAGUAAAUCAGCCCCUUCUACUCGGAAGUGAGCCCAUCUACCAGGCACCCCACCUGCACCCGUAGG
This is a messenger RNA of Penicilliopsis zonata CBS 506.65, 613 nucleotides long. RefSeq lists its product as hypothetical. NCBI's taxonomy places the organism in Eukaryota, Fungi, Ascomycota, Eurotiomycetes, Eurotiales, Aspergillaceae. The coding region runs from base 191 to 553 and encodes 120 amino acids. The record is from RefSeq and is a predicted model, not a curated record. The transcript has 2 exons.